UACAUGAAAGUGUCUCUCUGGCUCUAUCCUCAAAAGCAAUCAGCUCCACCAUGGAUGAGAUCGACACAGAAGGCAGCAGCAACAAAACACCUUCAACCGAAGUCCCUCGAUGGACGCCAAAGGCAAGCCCAUCAAGAUCACUCCUGAAAGAGGCCGUGACAAGUGCCGGAGUUGCUGAUUUAGAGAUGCAAAGGUCGACAAGCGUAGCUUCUGAAGAUGCCGAUGGCGAUGGCAGCUUGUCCUCUACUGUGGACAAGAUUUUCCCAUUUACCAUUGCCGGCUUCAAUCCUGGCCGUCCGCAGUCGGAUAUUCAUGAAGCAGCGCCGUCUCUAAGGUUUGGUUCCGAAGUUGCAGGAAAUUACGUUCGUGCUGGUUCUGUGUCAAAGAGGGAGGGCGUCUUCUUGACAUGGAAGGAGCUGCGGGUUACGGUGGGCGAUGGGAAACGAGGGCGCUUGCCGAUACUUCAGGGGCUUACUGGGUACGCUCAGCCCGGAGAGGUACUGGCCAUCAUGGGUCCUUCUGGCUGUGGCAAAUCAACUCUUUUGGAUUCUUUGGCAGGGAGGCUAAGUUCCAAUACACAGCAGACUGGGGAGAUCUUGGUAAACGGACGCAAAGAAACACUUGCUUUUGGAACUUCGGCGUAUGUGACUCAGGAUGAGAGCUUAAUGACAACGCUAACAGUAAGGGAAGCUGUAUACUACUCGGCACAGCUCCAACUGCCUGACUCAAUGUCAAGAUCCGAGAAGAAGGAAAGGGCAGAGAUGACUAUAAGGGAGAUGGGUCUGCAAAACUCCAUGGAUACAAGAAUAGGAGGCUUGAGCGUGAAAGGUUUGAGCGGUGGGCAAAAAAGGAGGGUGAGCAUUUGCAUUGAAAUCUUGACGCGCCCGAAGCUCCUUUUCCUUGACGAGCCUACAAGUGGGCUGGACAGCGCAGCAUCUUUCCAUGUCAUGAGCCGCAUCACCAAGCUAGCUCGUCAGGAUGGAAGAACUGUUAUCGCAUCAAUCCAUCAACCGAGCAGUGAAGUUUUUGAGCUCUUCAGCAACCUCUGCCUCCUUUCCACUGGCAUGACAGUCUAUUUCGGCCCCGUUUCAAUGGCAGAAGAGCUUUUUGCUUCAAAAGGCUUCCCAUGCCCAACUUUGAGAAACCCAUCUGAUCACUACCUUAGAACUAUCAACAAGGACUUCGAUGCAGAUAUCGAAAUAGGUUCUAAUGGCAUGACAAGCACCGAGGAAGUCAUAAAUAUUCUCGUCAAGUCAUACAAGUCAUCUGGAACUUUCCAACAAGUUCAGCAAGUGUUGUCUAAGAUAUGCCAACAGAAACAAGGAAGUUUGGAGAAUAAGGGAAGCCAAACAAGCUUCAUUACCCAAUGCCAAGUUCUGACAAGGAGAUCGUUUGUGAACAUGUAUCGUGAUCUAGGCUAUUAUUGGCUUCGCCUUGCAAUCUAUAUUGCUCUGUGUUUAUGUGUUGGGACUAUUUACCAUGACAUUGGCUUCACUUUUGGCUCAAUCCAGGCUAGAGGUUCAAUGCUGAUGUUUGUUGCGGCCUUUCUCACUUUUAUGGCAAUUGGUGGAUUCCCUUCUUUUGUGGAGGACAUGAAGAUAUUUGGGGGAGAAAGAUUAAAUGGGCACUACGGUGUUGGCGCGUAUGUGAUUGGAAACACAUUAUCUUCUAUUCCUUACUUGCUCAUCAUCUCUUUAGCUCCUGGAGCAUUAGCUUAUUACCUUGUUGGCCUUCAAAAGAGCUUCCAACACUUUGCUUGCUUCGCAUUGCUACUCUUUGCGUGCAUGAUGUUGGUCGAAAGCCUAAUGAUGAUCGUCGCGAGUAUAGUGCCAGAUUUUCUCAUGGGUAUCAUCACCGGUGCCGGAAUACAAGGCGUGAUGAUGUUGAAUGGAGGUUUCUUCCGGCUACCAGACGAUCUUCCUAAGCCUUUCUGGAGAUACCCAAUGUACUAUAUUGCGUUCCAUAAGUAUGCAAACCAAGGAUUCUACAAGAAUGAGUUUGAAGGAUUAACGUUCCCUAAUAACCAAGCAGGAGGGCCUCCCACCAUCACUGGCGACUAUAUCUUGAGAAAUACUUGGCAAGUGGAGAUGGGCUACUCCAAGUGGAUUGAUCUUGCUAUUUUGUUGGGAAUGGUGGUAAUAUAUAGGCUCAUGUUUUGGGGAAUUAUAAAGACUGUCGAAAAGGUUAAGCCGAUUUUUAAAGCUCUUGGAGCUAGGCCUCCAAAGUAUUCACAAUAGAGCAUCGACAACUCUUGAUAUAAUAAUGCUCUAGCUUGAAGUGUGUAAGAAGUGCUCUAGUCGUUUUGAGUGAAUCAAUAAUUAAUACUUUGUUCUUCUGAUCCUUCUUCAAUAAAGAUGUUUGUACUCUGCUUGAAUUGCAGUUCAAGGAUAA
Alnus glutinosa is the source of this 2391-nucleotide messenger RNA. RefSeq names its product ABC transporter G family member 1-like. The transcript has 8 exons. The record is from RefSeq and is a predicted model, not a curated record. Gene Ontology annotation, cellular component: membrane. NCBI's taxonomy places the organism in Eukaryota, Viridiplantae, Streptophyta, Magnoliopsida, Fagales, Betulaceae. Bases 51 to 2237 code for a protein of 728 amino acids. Gene Ontology annotation, molecular function: ATP binding; ATP hydrolysis activity; ABC-type transporter activity.